Solanum verrucosum is the source of this 963-nucleotide messenger RNA. RefSeq lists its product as uncharacterized. The coding region runs from base 1 to 963 and encodes 320 amino acids. NCBI's taxonomy places the organism in Eukaryota, Viridiplantae, Streptophyta, Magnoliopsida, Solanales, Solanaceae. The transcript is spliced from 2 exons. The record is from RefSeq and is a predicted model, not a curated record.
AUGAGUGUGGAGGAGAUGCUGGAAAAAAUUAUGGCUGAUCAAGCCCACUUAGCUACUGAUGUGAGAGAUAAUCAGUUAGCUACACAGAAUUUGGAGAAGCAAUUUGGGCAGUUUGCUAGUGUCCAAAAUUCACGACCGCAAGGAGGUUUGCCUAGAAACACUGACCCAAAUCCUAAACAGGUGAAUGCAGUAAGUACGCGUAGUGGUUUGCAAUUGGAGGAGUUAGCUCCUAAGAAAAGAAACACUGAAGUUGUAAACAAAGAGAGUGAACCUAAAAAAGGUGAGCUUAAGGAUAAUGAAGUAGUUGCACCGUAUGCGAAGUAUGUGAAGGAGAUCGUAACAAACAAAAGGAGGAUGAAAAAGUAUGAGACUGUGGCACUUACUGAAGAGUGCAGCUCCAGAAUUCAGAACAAGCUACCCAUUAAACUAAAAGAUACGUGUAGUUUUACUGUGCAGAUUACUAUAGGGCAAAGCAUUCAUGCUCGAGGGUUGUGUGAUCUAGGAGCGAGUAUAAACUUGAUGCCAACUUCUUUGUACAAAAAGCUGGGGUUGGGUGCUAAACCAAUUACCAUAAUUUUGCAAUUGGCGGAUAGAUCUGUAGCUAGACCUGAGGGUGUUGUUAAAGAUAUGUUAGUACAAGUGGGAUCUCUGAUUUUCCCAGUAGACUUUGUAGUAUUGAAUUUCGAGCCUGAUUAUGAAGUCCCUUUCAUCUUAGGACGACCUUUCUUAGAAGCUGGUAGGGCAAUGAUAGAUGUAGUAGCUGGGCAACUUACUAUGAGAGCUUAUGAUAAAGUGAAGGUGUUUGAUGUAUACAAAGCCUUAAAAAUGUCAGCUGUGUAUGAGGAGUUGUCUGUCAUAACUGUGAUAGAUCUUGAGGCAGAAGCUAAAUAUAUUACAGCUAAGGAUCCUCUGGAGCGAGUAUUGGUGGGGGAUGACAUAUAUGGGGAUGCUGAGGCAAAUUAA